Molecule: messenger RNA, 1337 nt
Organism: Colossoma macropomum (tambaqui)
Lineage: Eukaryota; Metazoa; Chordata; Actinopteri; Characiformes; Serrasalmidae
Exons: 4
Coding region: 111-860 (249 amino acids)
Molecular function (GO): protein binding
Source: RefSeq, a predicted model, not a curated record
UGUUGGGGCGGGUCGUUGAUCCCGUGCAUAUAAAUCUUUACAAUGCAAGCCUGGGUCAGUGAAACACAGCUGGUUGUCGGUAACCGAAGUCCAGUCGACGAGUCUGUGCGAUGGCGGCGAGCAGUAACAGCGAGACAGGCGUUCAGGAUGUGGAGCGAGCAGAAAUGGUCCGCCUCAUGAUGCAGCACUGCCGAGAGAUGAAACGACACGAGACGUGCUCCCGCUUUGCCACUGGAUUCCUGCUCCUUACGCUCUUCGCCGCUUUCCUCUUCGUCCAGGUCUCAGGACAGAGCAGUAAGGAUGCACCAAGUGAGCAGCCAGUGACAAACACAGCAGGUCUGGUUCAGGCACGACGCAGUGGACAGUCUGGUAGACACCGUGUGCACUCUGUACAUCUGCUGAGUCAUCAUCCGGAUCCAAUCACUGAGAUGAAAAAUGACACCCAUGUCAUCCGUUGGCGUGAAUCCUCUAAACUCAAAAUGAUAGACAACAACACAGGUCUUGUUAUCCCUAGCAACGGCUGGUACCUUGUUAACCUUAGAAUAUCAUUCCGUGUGCCUUAUGGGCCGUGUCCUUGUAAGCACUACUUAGGAGAAUCGGAAGACGAGGAAGGCAAGGAAGACACUCUUUGCUUUUUGAGCAUUGCUGUUAAGCAGAAACAUAGUGAGUACCCUGGUUGGAUUGAUGUCGUACAGGCGAAGGAGACCAUGCUUUGUACGCUCGGUUCACGUCAGGCCAUUAAUUUAAGCAGAGUGGUCAAUCUGAAAAACUCUACUGUGCUAAUAGUUACCAUAGCUUCAGACAACCAUGAUCUUAUCAGCAGGGAAAUUCACGACUACUUUGAAAUCACUCGUCUGUGAUACUACUGUCACCUUUAACCACAUAUCGGUAUUACUGUGCAUUUAUAAAUGUAUUUUCAGAUUUAUAUUAUUCAUUGAACUAUUGUGAACUAUUUAUGAGCUACUUACACUGGCUUUAAAAGUACUAAAGGGUUCAUUACACAAGGAGAAAGAGAAGUAGUUCUACAUAAUAUUAGCAUGGUGGUUCUUGUGAUUUUUUUUUCCUUAUUUUUGUUUGCUUUUUGCCUGCUUAAACUGGUCAUUGAAGUUCUUCUGAACUGCACUGUCCAAAUUGUUAUUAAAUAACAUGAUUGCAUGCAUACUAAGUAUCCAUAAGGUAUCAUAUGUUUUACUAUGGUAAAUGAGGUCUUUUCAGUCCUUAAUGACAGUAGAUUGGCACAUUGUUGCCAGCUGGUAGGGCUGUUGACACGUUUUAUGUUAAAACUUGUUUUGUACUCACAUUUCAUUGUUGUAAAAUGGUGGAAUGGACCAAAUUGU